Molecule: messenger RNA, 995 nt
Organism: Saccostrea echinata
Lineage: Eukaryota; Metazoa; Mollusca; Bivalvia; Ostreida; Ostreidae
Exons: 4
Coding region: 225-995 (256 amino acids)
Source: RefSeq, a predicted model, not a curated record
GAACGAGUUACAUAACUACUUAUAAGGAGACUGUUGGUUCCUGUGGUGAUCACUCUAAAUAUACAAACUCAGCUACUUAUAACGACUUGAUCAACAUUAAAAAUACAGUGAAAGGAAAACUCACUACCUGUUAUCAGGUUCCAGUAUACACGCAAGCUUGUAAACUUGACAUAGUCUUCAUCAUUGAUGAUACGGAUGCAGUCACCGCUGCUCAGUUCUCAGAAAUGAAAACUGCUCUUGAAGUUCUUGUCAGUGAAAUGCUUAUUGGUGAUAAUGCAAUAAGAAUAGGGAUAGUGACCUUUGGUGACGGAGCCGCAACCGCCUUUCCGCUCAACCAAUACUCAACUGCACCAGACUUGAUCAGUGCUAUAAGCACACUUACCCAAGGAAACUCGACUUAUAGUAGAAAUCGCCGGUAUGUAGAAAAAGCCAUCACGUAUACGAUGUUGAACUUUUUCACGCAAGGCAACGGAGACCGUAAUGACUCAAGGAAUUAUUAUGUCGUACUGACAUACGGGGGUACUUAUGGAUCCAAUUUUACAGAAUAUGGAACAGCAGUGCUGUACAAUUCCUCGAUGGAUAUUUUCAUUCUUGGUGUUAAUGUUUCCUCCAGUGAUGAAGCUGAUUAUCAGGGGGGCGUCAGCUCAGGGAGAUACAUGAACGCUACCAGCUUCACCGUCCAUCAGUGUGACAGUACUGUGUUCACCACCAUCACUCAAUGUCCAGGACCAGCUGAUACUACUACUAAUAUUGAUACUACUAGUGCAGCUACUACUGAUAAUACUAAUAAUAGUACUGAUAAAACUACCAUCACUACUGAUACUGCUACUACUAUUCCUACUGCUACUACUGCUACUACUGCUACUACUGCUAUUUCUACUACAAAUACUACUACUAUUACAAGUUCUACAUCCACUACUACUGUUAUUUCUACAAGUGACAAUACGACUACUCCUGGGCAAACUACAGCUCCUACCAAGACUUCAGGAUUUUAG